This is a messenger RNA of Doryrhamphus excisus (bluestripe pipefish), 2677 nucleotides long. RefSeq names its product phosphatidylinositol 4-phosphate 5-kinase type-1 alpha-like. Gene Ontology annotation, biological process: phosphatidylinositol phosphate biosynthetic process. Gene Ontology annotation, molecular function: 1-phosphatidylinositol-4-phosphate 5-kinase activity. Gene Ontology annotation, cellular component: plasma membrane. The record is from RefSeq and is a predicted model, not a curated record. Lineage: Eukaryota; Metazoa; Chordata; Actinopteri; Syngnathiformes; Syngnathidae.
GUCAGCUACUUCCGCAUUGCUUCCUUGUUUACGAACGGCCAGAGGGGAGACGCUUUACUGUACUGCUAAAUGCUGCGUUUUUGUCAUUUACAAUUUGUAAAUUUGUCUCUUUUCAGUUAGUUUUGUACGUCCGGUGCGUUUGUAAAGUUAUUUCCUAAACUUGUUUAGUUUUGGUGAACUGACGCAACGUGUGACAUGUAGUCGGGCUGCCGUUUGCGGCGUGUCUCGGGAACUUUCCAUACAUUUCCGCCACAAAACAGGAGGGGAUUCUUUUUAAAACAAAACACAAAAGCAUUUUUGGGACGGAUGGCCGCAGCUUCAGCUGCAGAGGAGCCGCAGGGGCUGCACAGCCACGCCGGAAAUUCCACCGAGGGCACCAAAGAGAUUCCAGCGGUGGUGAGGAAAACCAUUGGGCACCGUGGAGUGGAUCAGACCGGGGUGACCGUGUACAAAAAGACGCCCUCCUGGGCCCUGCAGGGCUCCAUCCAGUUGGGCAUCACUCACACGGUGUGCAGCCUGGCACAGAAACCCGAGCGAGACGUGCUGCUGCAGGACUUUGAGGAGGUGGAGAGCAUCUACUUCCCUGAUGAAGGCAGCAGCCACACGCCCGCACACCACUAUGGAGACUUCACCUUCAAGACCUACGCCCCCAUGGCGUUCCGCUACUUCAGGGAGAUGUUUUGCAUCCAGCCCGACGACUACAUGUGUUCUCUCUGCAGCGAGGACCUCAUCGAGCUGUCCAACCCGGGCGCCAGCGGAUCCCUCUUCUACCUCUCCAACGACGACCAGUUCAUCAUUAAGACGGUGCAGCGCAAAGAGGCCGAGUUCCUGCAGAAGCUCCUCCCGGGAUACUUCAUGAACCUCAACCAGAACAAGCGCACCCUACUGCCCAAGUUCUACGGACUCUACUGCAUCCAGGCGCGAGGGUCCAAUUCCAACAUCCGCAUCGUGGUCAUGAACAACCUGCUGCCCUCCUCCGUGCAGCUGCACCUCAAGUUUGACCUCAAGGGCUCCACCUACAACCGCCGCGCCUCCUCCAAGGAGAGAGCCAAGACUUUGCCCACCCACAAGGACCUGGACUUCCUGCAGGACAUGCCGGAGGGCAUGCUGCUGGACGCCGACAUGUACAACGCUUUCUGCAAAACCAUCCAGAGGGACUGCCUGGUCUUGCAGAGUUUUAAGAUCAUGGACUACAGCCUCCUAGUCGGCAUUCACAUCAUGGAUCAGGCCGGUCGGAAGCCCGCACAGGGGGAGUCGGCAGCCGCCCCAAGAAGGAAGCCCCAGAACCAGAAGUUCUUGUACAACACCCCCAUGGAGGCCAUCCAGGCGGAAGGAAGGAGUCUGGGCUCGGCGGACAGCGACGAUCCCACGGGAGGCAUUCCGGCACGGAACGCCAAAGGCCAACGACUGCUGGUGUACAUUGGCAUCAUCGACAUUCUGCAGUCAUACAGGUUCAUCAAGAUGCUGGAACACACGUGGAAAUCUCUGGUGCAAGACGGGGAUACGGUGUCGGUGCACAGACCAGGUUUCUAUGCAGAACGAUUCCAGAAGUUCAUGUGCAGCACCGUCUUCAAGAGAAUCCAAUUAAAGACAUCCCCUUCCAAGAGGCGACACAGCACUCCCAGGAAGUCGGACAGCGCCGGAGCUCCACCGGCAGAAGCGAGCGGCAGCAAGAGCCAGAAGGAGCAGCCCGUCAGGACCCAAGAGGAGGAAGCCAAAGAAGGCGAGGACCAAGGCAGCGGCGUGACGGUGGCACCGCCAUCCAAUGCGGACAACGCACACGGCUGAUCUCCUCCCAAGGAACAUUCCAAAUGCCAGGACAUCCACAGCCAUCCGCCCCUUUUUUACUGCACCUUGCCUUGCUUCCAGCCUCAGCCCGCACCGUGGCCUGAUGCCCGUGCCCUGAUGCCCGUGGACUGAUGCCCGUGGACUGAUGCCCGUGGCCUGGUGCUUAUCUCAGAGAUGUCUUUUUACACACUGACCAUUCUUGACCUUGACAAGGACUCGUUGAGUGACCUCUUAAGCCAAAAAUGGACCAAAAAGUGCUGAGAUGCAAUGCAAGUUAUUGGUAAAGUGCCUAAAAUAACCAAAUAGAAUAGAAGAGCCUUUUGUUGUCAUUGCACAAAAGUAGUGGGGGACAAUACGGUACAUUAUCUCUAGAUAAUACAAUAUUAUCUAUACAUUGGAAUAAUAAUACUAUAAAGAUAGAAAUAAUACAAUGUUAUCUAUACAUUGGAAAUAAUGUAUACAAUGCAUUUAGGCUUUUAUGUUUUCUACAUGAACAUAUCAAGUCUGUUUUAUUCCAAAACUCUAGUUUGUGGUACUGUAUAUGUUCAUUAUCUGUAAACCCUGCCACUGUUACCCGUUAUGAUACAAAAUGUACUGUACAUUAAGGAGUAGUUAUUUAUUGACUCGUUCUUUUCAAUGCUGUGCCAUGCAAUCUUUUCUUGACGCAAUGAAAAGGCUUGGGAAAGGGUGCAAUACAUUCUGUUGAUUUGGGGGAAUCAUCCAUAUUUGGGGUUAGGGCUCAUCUGUACUGUAGAAAGUGCCUUAUGGUCCUGGAUAUUUAUUACAGUGUAUUACUGUAUUCUUGCUAUUCUUUCUGGUGAUGUUGAACAUUUGACUUAUUAUUAUUUCAUUUAUGGUACUUUGUAAAUAAACUUGCAUUGGCAUUCCA